AUGGAACAGUGGAGCGGUGAACAACGUGCUUAUGCGAUAAAAUAAUUUUACAAAAAUAAUUACAUUUACGUAGCUGCACAGCGUUCAUUUCGUCUUCAUUUUAAUCUUAAACGCCAUGAUUUGGUACCACCGACUAAGAUUAUUAAAAUAUGGGUAACCAACUUUGAAGAAACGGAUUCAGCAUUAAAAAAGAAGCCUUUACAAAAAAAAACCACUUGCACACCUGAAAAAGUCGCUGCUGUUAUGGCUACUCUCAUAAAAAGUCAAAAACGUUUUGUACGAAAACAUGCGUUAUCGUUAAAUUUAAUCAGUAGAAGUCUACGUCGGAUUUUACACAGCGACCUAAACUUUCACCCGUAUAAGAUGCAGGUGAUUCAAAUCUUUAUAGCCGCACAACUUUUUUUCGAGAAAUGCUAACCCAGAUAGAUGAAAACGAAAACUUUAUUCAAAAUAUUUCUGAAAAUGGUGAUAUUCAUUGGCCGCUUCGAUCACAUUAUUUAUUAGUAUGUGAUUUCUUUUUUUGGGGGUAUUUAAAAAGUAAAGUCUAUGCACAAAAACCUCGAAAUAUUGAUGAAUUAAAAACCAAAAUUAAAGAAGAAAUCGCCAGUACACCUUUGGAAUUGAUACACUGUGUAGUGAAAAAUGUACGAAGUAGGCUAGAAAAAUGCUUGCUAAGGAUGACCAUCAUCUUGAGGACAUAA
This is a messenger RNA of Cinara cedri, 701 nucleotides long. Lineage: Eukaryota; Metazoa; Arthropoda; Insecta; Hemiptera; Aphididae. The record is from the annotation of a GenBank genome assembly.